Messenger RNA from Triticum dicoccoides, 1354 nucleotides. RefSeq lists its product as uncharacterized. The coding region runs from base 136 to 1122 and encodes 328 amino acids. The record is from RefSeq and is a predicted model, not a curated record. NCBI's taxonomy places the organism in Eukaryota, Viridiplantae, Streptophyta, Magnoliopsida, Poales, Poaceae. The transcript has 7 exons.
UGAGGCUAUAAGAGGUUCCUAUGUUUUUGUCUGCACUGAUGGAGACAAAAGGUGCAAUGUCUGUGGCCCUGCUUUGAUCAGAAGGUUCGAGGAGGAGGUAGAAGGCAAAGGUCUUGCUGAGGUGUCUCUUAAUGAAUGCUCAGGCGCCGAAAUUCACAAGUACGCAGGUCAUAUAAUGAUAUUCCGUUCUGGUGCUACUGGAGAAGUUACUGGCCACUGAGGUCAGCUUGGUUUAUCCGAAGAAGAUCAACAGACAGCUUUGGAGCUCAGGCAGAAGUUGAACUUCAUCAGAAUUCCUUACUCGAGCCACUGACACAAACAAAAACAGGGGAAGUCAGGAAUGAUCAGAGUCACUCGCUUGAGACCUCAAGUGGCCUUGGUGGAAAGUUACCUGAUCCUAUGAUGAAACUUAAAAUCCCAAAAGAUUUUGCCGGAGAUGCUGUUCUCAGUGGUUCUGAAUGGCACCAUUUUUUACAUGCAAAAGAUCUGCAAACUGUCGUCAAUGAAACAGAGAAAUGGUUAUCGGGCAAAUUGUCUUUGGCACUCCUGCAAAAUGGGCCAGUUUUUGCGAUUGAAGGGAAAGAUGUCUCUGAUAUGCUAUUCCAGAAUGGUGCAGUUUGUGUGGUAAGAAAUGACCAGCUCUCAGAGGUGGUCAUCACAAGGAGACUCUACAGCAAUAGCAUUACUGCUACACUAAGGGAACGCCAAGCUGGAACUUCUGAAGUCUCUGAUAUCAAGAUCACAAAAACAGAGUUUGGUGGUAAUGGCUGGACUCGCCGAAAGUAUUCAAUCGAAGGCGAUGAUGGAUAUCAUGUGUUCCAGUGGCGCCCCCGAGAAUCGGAUAGCAAGUUGCAGACCAAACCGAAGCAAAAGGCAAAAGUGAAGCACAUUCAGGAUGAAGUUGCUGUGCCGCCAUCGCCAAGAGUUGAGCCACAGAUUCCGGACUUCUCCCUAAGCAACUGCAUUUCCAUUGCAACGGCGAUUCCUGAGCUGUCACCAGUUGAGAAGGCAAACACUUGUGAUAUAUUCAGAGAUGAUGUCAAUAGGCAGAUAUUUGUUUGCGCUGAUCAAGAAACCCGCCUUGCAUGGUUAAGAAAGCAGAUGGCGCCAAUACCUGAUUGAGUCUAAAAGGAUUAACUGUGGGCAAGAUAUGCAGGAGACAGUGAAGAGGUGCACGAGAACUGCAGGUUACAUCUUCAAUGUUCGGACAACAGUUCCAUCGACAAAUGUGGAGGAUCACUAUGACAUUUUUCUGUCUAUUAUGUAGCAUGAUUCUGUCACACUAUUCUGCUAUUGAUCAACAUGAUUUUCAGUGAGCUUUAAGCUUCAUCAGUCUUAUAACGCUCUGUUCUGA